Lagenorhynchus albirostris (white-beaked dolphin) is the source of this 2204-nucleotide messenger RNA. RefSeq names its product zinc finger CCCH-type containing, antiviral 1 like (gene ZC3HAV1L). Gene Ontology annotation, molecular function: metal ion binding. NCBI's taxonomy places the organism in Eukaryota, Metazoa, Chordata, Mammalia, Artiodactyla, Delphinidae. The transcript is spliced from 5 exons. Bases 128 to 1198 code for a protein of 356 amino acids. The record is from RefSeq and is a predicted model, not a curated record.
CCCGUGGGCGGCCGCCCCUCGCCCACCCUCCCCCCGGCCCGCCCCGGGAACGGGGCUUGUAGUCGUGGACGUGACUGGGAGGAGUCUGCCCCCCUCGGAUUUCCGCACAAGGAGCCGGGCCGCGACCAUGGCGGAGCCCACGGUAUGCUCGUUCCUCACCAAGGUGCUGUGCGCCCACGGCGGCCGCAUGUUCCUGCAGGAUCUGCGCGGCCACGUGGAGCUCUCGGAGGCCCGGCUGCGGGACGUGCUGCGCCAGGCCGGGCCCGACCGCUUCCUGCUGCAGGAGGUGGAGGUGCGGGAGGACCCGUGGGACGCCGAGGCCGAGGUGGCGGCCGGCGAGGGCUGCGCAGGCGGCGGCGGCGGCGGCCCCUCGGCCUGGCGGGUUGUGGCUGUGUCCUCCGCGCGCCUCUGCGCUCGCUACCAGCGCGGCGAGUGCCAGGCCUGCGACCAGCUGCACCUCUGCCGCCGCCACAUGAUGGGCAAGUGCCCGAACCGCGACUGCUGGUCUACCUGCACCCUUUCUCAUGAUAUCCACAUACCUGUCAACAUCCAAGUCCUGAAAAACCAGGGACUGUUUGGUCUCAAUGAGGCCCAGCUUCGGAUCCUUCUUUUGCAGAAUGACCCCUGCCUUUUACCAGAGGUCUGUUUGCUCUACAACAAAGGUGAAGCCCUGUAUGGUUACUGCAACCUCAAGGAUAAAUGCAACAAGUUUCACGUGUGCAAGUCCUUUGUCAGGGGAGAGUGCAGGCUGCCGAAGUGCAAGCGGUCUCAUCAGCUAAUUCACGCUACAUCCCUGCAGCUGCUGCAGGACCAAGGAUUGAAUAUUCCAAGUGUCGUUAAUUUUCAGAUAAUUGCUACCUACAAGCACAUGAAGCUGCACAAGAUGCUUGAAAAUAAAGAUAAUUCAGCUUCUUCUGCUGAGCAUUCCCAGGGCCUUGAGAAACAAGGAGUACACGUAGCUAGGGCUGCAGAGGCCGGUCCUCUGGUCUCUGGCCCUGCUGCGUCAGCCAAGAAGCCAUGUGCAGGCCUCUCACUGUUGUGGCCUCUCCCAUUGCGGAGCACAGGCUCCGGACGCGCAGGCUCAGCGGCCAUGGCUUACGGGCCCAGCCGCUCCGUGGCAUGUGGGAUCUUCCCGGACCGGGGCAUGAACCCGUGUCCCCAGCAUCAACAGGCGGACUCUCAACCACUGCGCCACUAGGGAAGCCGUAUUAUAAUUUCUAUUAAAUUUUCUUUACAGCUUUAUUGAGAUGUAACUGACAUAUAACAUUGUGUAAGUUUAAGGUGUACAAGGUGAUGAUUUGAUACAUCUGUAUACACACAUAUAUUGCAAAGUGUUUACCACAAUAAGGUUAGUUAGCACAUCCAUCCCCUCACAUUCAUUAUUAGUUUUAAAAUAAUGUAUUAUGUAUCCUUGAAUUACCCUUAUUAUUUAGGAAUAUUUUUCCAAAAGAAUUUUUUUUGGGGGGGGCAAAUACAAUAAUAUUGUAGAAAUUUUGGAGAAUACAGGAAUUAAGUAUUAAGAAGGAAGUCAUAUAAUCGCCCAUAAUAUGACUGUGUAGAGACAAUCACUGUUAAUAAUGUAGGAUAUUUCUUUCAGUCUUUUUCCAUGCACAUAUUCUUAAAUAUUGAGAGUAUACUAUAAAUACAAUUUCAUAUUAUACUCUUCUGGAUUGAUAUUGUUUUGUAAGUAUUUACCCACAUAAUUGAAAGCAUUCACAAUUAUAUUUGAUAGCUGCAUUAUAGUUUUUAAUGUAUCAUUUAUUAAUCAUAGUCCUGUGGUUGGGCAUUUAUUAUUUGCUACAUUUUAGUACACUUGAUUUUUUUUUUUUUAUUUGGUUGCGCUGGAUCUUAAUUUUGGCAGGCGGGUUGCUUAGUUGCAGCUCGCCAGCUCCUUAGUUGCAGCAUGCAGCCUUCUUAGUUGUGGCAUGUGAACUCUUAGUUGCAGCAUACAUGUGGGAUCUAGUUCCCUGACCAGGGAUUGAACCCGGGCCCCCUGCAUUGGGAGUGCGGAGUCUUAACCACUGUGCCACCAGGGAAGUCCCACACUUGAGUUUUUUAGAGUAGUUUUAGAUUUAUAACAAAAUUAAGAGGCAGGUGCAGAGGUUUCUCAUAUACCCUCUGCUCCCACACAUGCAUAGCCUCUUCCAUUAUCAAGAUCACUCACCAGAAUGGUGUAGUUUUUAGCAAGGAUGCACCUACUUUGU